Molecule: messenger RNA, 6525 nt
Organism: Epinephelus fuscoguttatus (brown-marbled grouper)
Lineage: Eukaryota; Metazoa; Chordata; Actinopteri; Perciformes; Serranidae
Gene: camk2g2
Product: calcium/calmodulin-dependent protein kinase (CaM kinase) II gamma 2
Exons: 23
Coding region: 146-2002 (618 amino acids)
Biological process (GO): protein phosphorylation
Cellular component (GO): neuron projection; cytoplasm
Molecular function (GO): ATP binding; calmodulin binding; calcium/calmodulin-dependent protein kinase activity
Source: RefSeq, a predicted model, not a curated record
UCCCCUCCCACUCCCUGCUCCUCUCUGAGCUCGAGCCUCUCUUCCCCCUCUCUGCCUUCACUAGUUCUCCUCCCGAAACCUGCGCGAGGCGGCCACUGAAGCGCGAGCCGAUUCCCCCCUCUCCCCUGCCUGCACUUGAGUCAACAUGGCUACAGUUGUAACCUCGACCAGAUUCACAGACGAAUAUCAGCUGUACGAGGAACUCGGAAAGGGUGCCUUCUCAGUCGUCCGCCGAUGCGUCAAGAAGUCCACUGGCCAGGAGUAUGCUGCUAAAAUUAUCAACACAAAAAAGCUCUCAGCCAGAGAUCACCAGAAACUGGAGCGGGAGGCAAGAAUCUGUCGUCUGCUGAAACAUCCAAACAUAGUACGACUCCAUGACAGCAUCUCGGAGGAAGGCUUCCAUUACCUUGUCUUUGACCUCGUCACUGGAGGAGAGCUGUUCGAGGACAUCGUUGCUAGAGAGUAUUACAGCGAGGCAGAUGCCAGCCACUGCAUCAAUCAGAUCCUGGAGAGCGUCAGUCACAUCCACCAGCAUGACAUUGUGCACAGGGACCUCAAGCCAGAGAAUCUGCUCCUUGCCAGUAAGAUGAAGGGAGCAGCGGUGAAGCUUGCAGAUUUCGGUCUAGCCAUCGAGGUGCAGGGGGACCAACAGGCAUGGUUUGGUUUUGCAGGAACUCCAGGAUAUCUGUCUCCAGAAGUUUUGAGAAAGGAUCCAUACGGCAAGCCAGUGGACAUAUGGGCAUGUGGUGUGAUCCUGUACAUCUUGUUGGUGGGCUACCCUCCCUUCUGGGACGAGGACCAACACAAAUUGUACCAACAAAUCAAGGCCGGUGCAUAUGAUUUUCCUUCUCCAGAGUGGGACACAGUGACCCCCGAGGCCAAGAAUCUGAUCAAUCAGAUGUUAACGAUUAACCCUGCCAAAAGGAUCACAGCCGACCAGGCCCUCAAGCAUCCCUGGGUCUGCCAACGCUCCACUGUGGCCUCUAUGAUGCACCGUCAAGAGACUGUGGAGUGUCUGCGCAAGUUCAACGCCAGGAGGAAACUUAAAGGAGCCAUCCUCACAACAAUGCUGGUGUCCAGGAACUUUUCAGUGGGACGGCAGCAUACCAGCCCUGCCGCUACCACCAGCACGGCCGCAAUGGCACAGGAAGCAUGCAAAACUUUACUAAACAAAAAGUCGGACGGUGUGAAGUCGCAGGGAACCAACAGUAAAAACAGUGUAGUAAGCAGCAGCAGCACCAAAGACAGCAGCAUGUCAUCUUCAGCACCAAUGGAAGCCCAGACAACUGUUGUACACAACCCAGCUGAUGGCACCAAGGGCUCCACAGAGAGCUGUAAUAACACAGAAGAGGAGGAGAUGAAAGGUAGGAAAGUGGCUGCCUCUGAGUCUGCUGGUACAGACAGUGGAGUGUUAAGCGAGUGCAGCACUACUGAGGAACAGACCCAGACCCUGUCUCCUCACUGCCCCACCUCUGGUCCCCUGCAGGAGGCUACUAGCAGCCCCAGUGUCCUUCAGACCAGUCCAGCUCAGAGCUCCCGUCCUGAACCAGAGUCCGCUCUGACACCUCCCACAGGCAGCAGCCGCAACCUGCUGCAGACUCGUAAACAGGAGAUUAUAAAGAUGACAGAGCAGCUGAUCGAAGCCAUCAACAACGGGGAUUUCGAGGCUUACACGAGAAUCUGUGACCCUGGACUGACUUCCUUUGAGCCAGAGGCUCUUGGAAACCUGGUGGAGGGCAUGGACUUUCACAAGUUCUACUUUGAGAACCUGCUGAGUAAAAACAGCAAGCCUGUCCACACCACCAUCCUCAAUCCCCACGUCCAUCUGAUUGGUGAGGAUGCUGCCUGCAUUGCCUACAUCCGCCUGACGCAGUACAUGGACAGCCAGGGCCGGCCGCGCUCCUGUCAGUCGGAGGAGACGCGCGUGUGGCACCGUCGCGAUGCCAAAUGGCUCAACGUGCACUUCCACUGUUCAGGAGCACCGGCUGCACCACUGCAGUGAACUGACAACCCAGGCCCAGCUUUGCCUGAACUCUAAAGCUGUUUGGAGCAUUUAUCCUCCGUGGUCGGAUUGGUGCCUGGAUCCUGGCCGGGAAGAGGCUGCUUGGAAAGUUGUAAAAACACAAAAGUGGGGAAAAUACAUCAUAAAUUAAAAAGAAAAAACAAACAAACAAAAAAAAUGCAUAUUUCAAAAGCUUGACUGAAUGACCGACCACACCGACCAACACCAAUCCAGUCCUACCCUAGCUAGGUGAUUUUGGGGCCCGGCUGACGUCAGCCGCCUCUUGCAGAUGGUGCAUGUUUCUGGUGGCGACACAGGGUGAUGCUGUCCUGGUUCUCGUCUCCCAUGGCCUUUAUUUCCCUGUCUUUGUUUUGUCUGCUGUCUGGAAAAGUAUUAAACAUGUUAAAAAUAUAUAUUUAACAGAAAAACACUUCACACACACAGUGAAUAGAACUGGGGAGGAAAAAUGUGAUUUCUUUUUGUUGUUGUCUUGAGAGAGCAGCAGAAGGUCUACUUUAGCAGAAGAUUGUUUUACAGUUACAGGUAUAUGUGGGUUGGGUUUAUGGGAACGGAGCAAAUAAUAUCUACGUAAUAUCAGAGUUUAACAAGUGUCAGGUCUGAGCAUCUGCACACACACAAUGUUUCAAAGGGGUUUAGGGAUCGUGAUUGGUUACUGAAGGGACCUUUAUUUUUAUUUGUGUUUUUGUAUUAUGUGUUACAAGCCGUUUUUACCUGAAUGAUGUAUUUUAAAGUAUUUUGUGUUGAAAAAGGAUCAUUUUUAAUCAAAAGGGGGAUUUUAUUUAAUAGAACUGUGUAUAAAUAGAUAUUUAUAUAGGAGAAAAGGGGAAACAUGAUUUACUUUCAGGGUGUAGGGAGGAGAGUUCAGCAUGAGCGGGUGAUUUUUUUUUUUUUUUUUUCUGCUUUGAGGUCCCGAGUUGUAAAUACAGAACACACACCAUGCAUGCACACACACACACUCGCACACUCAAGGUCCCUGUGCUCCAGCCUGUCGGGUUGAGCCUCUUGAGCUUUAGACAUGACAAACAUCUAGGCCAGCUCAUCCUGAAGUUGCAGAAGGCCUCCACCUGUCUGCCCUGCAGUGUUUGAACACUGAGAGGCACUGUCGCUCACAGUAAAGCUCCUCACGUCUCUGAAGUACCUAAUCGAAGCUCGGACGCUCUCUCACGCCAACCUCUUCCUUUUCUUUUAUCUGUUUGUGUGUAUUUUUGACGUGAAGCAUGAAUAUUGAACUGUCUAAUGGCCUGUACUGUUUUUGCACAGACACUUACGACUCGAUGCUGUUGUGUUCGCUCUUUAUGAGGGAGUGAACCUUUCUGCAACUUCAGGUUACGCUCGCCAAAUCCCUUCCCGUCCACCCUACCUCUGCCCCUCCUACUUCCAUCAUUCCUGCCUCUUAUACUCGCCCCAUUACUGUCCUAGUAGCUCCACGCCGUGUGAUGAUGAUGAUGAUGAUGAUGAUGUCACCCUUAUGCCUGUCUCUUGUUCUGAUUGUGUUCUUAAAAUUUGUAUGUCGUCCUUCUUGGCUUGCUGUACUUCUGUGUGAAGUCCUGGCACUAUUAAAAAAGCAUGUUAAAAAGGGAAUGCAGCCGAGGUGUUGGACCAAAAAAAAAAAGAAAAAAAAAAGGCAUGAUGGGAAGAGGGCUAUGCCGGCUGGAGGGCUGUGGGACCUUCGCUGAUGGCAAUCAAUGUACUUGGUCCCUUUGUCACAGUUUCUGUUGUAAGUGUCGUAGUCGUUAGUGUUUUGAUGUUUUUAUCAAUCGUUUUAGCCAGAACUAUAAAAAAUGAGGGGUUGAAAUGAUCUGAGGCUGAGACUGCCACAACCCUGUUUUUGUACCGUCCCCGUUCCCCCUCACACACUGAUCAACACACACUGAAUGCUGACUAAAACACACACUUGUUUCUAAUAAUAUUGGAACUCACAGCGUCAUAUAAGCACACGAGAUUCUCCCUUUAAAGAGGACGAAACAUAUCUGUGUCAGUGGUUAAACUUCGCAGCACUGUUUUUUCACUGUGUCGUAAAAACUUUGUGAGUGUGUGUGACUUUGUACCAGCGGAGGGGUGUCCCGUCUCUGUGCUACGCUGCUCCAUAGUAACUCAUGCUCUACUUAGGGUGUUGCUGGUGGUCAUGACGACGCUUCAGAUCAUCACAUAAGGUGUCUACGUACGUGCACUGACGCAGUCCAACAGAUUUUUAAAAAACGUGACUCAUGUGAGACCCGUCCUACUGUAUCAACCGCCUGUGCUUCUCUCUGAGUGCUGUGACAUAUCUGACAUGCCAUGAAAACUGUGUCCCCCACACACACACACGUACACUUUUGCACCACAACGACGAUGCGUUGUAAAACCAUUACUGAAACUAUGUGAUGUUUUUUAUGGCUCUAAGUAGAUCUGUUUGUGCUGUGGGCACCGGCCCAGUUGUCUGUUGAUGCCACCGAUCUGACAAGAUGCUUUUCUUUCAUUGUGUAUUUUCGCAGUCAUGGGGAUGUUUCAGUGGAAAGAGUUAAACUUUACAGGUGAGCUUAAAGAAAGGGGAACUGAUCUGGGGGAACAACUAGCUGCAGUCAGUUUGCCGAAGUAUUUGGACAGCUGGAUCAAGUUGAAAUUUGCAUUUUUGAUCGAUUGAUAUGAAGCCACAAUAUUCCUUCACAGCAGAUUUAACACACAAAGCACAGGUGUAAAGAGUGACAUAAAUAAAUGCUGCAUCUCCUUAAGUUGUGCCAGCUCCACCGUCCUGGUAUCGCUCUCUAGAAUGGCUUUCUGGGACACUCAAGGGACAGUUCACCCAACAAUGAAAAAGGCACAUCUUCCCUCUUAAUUGUAGUACUGUUUAUUAAUCUGGAUUGUUUUGGUGUGAGCUGUUGAGUGUUGGAAAUAUCAGCUGUAGAGAUGUCUGCCCUCUCAGCUUGUGCUCAAAGCGUCAAAAAAACAUCUGAAAAACUCAACUUCAAUGUGUCUUUCCAGAAAUCAUGACCCAGUUACUCAAGAUAAUCCACAGACCUUGUUGUGAGCUGUUUCAUGCGGGAGCUAUUUUCUUUCUACCAAACUACACCUGCCAACUGUAUCACUGCGCAGUAGGAAGUAGAAAGAAAAUAGUUCCUACAUGAUACUGCUGACAACAAAAUGUGUGCAUUAUCUUAAGUAACCAGGUCAUAGUUAAUGCAAGGAGGCAUUGCUGUUGAGAUUUUCAAAUGUAUUUUUUGGCGCUCUGAGCACCACAUGCUGAGUGACAUCUAGUUAUUUCAAACAUGUAAGUAGCAAAUAAAUAAAAUAAUCAUACAGUAGUAGACAGACAUUUGAAAAAUAAGGUUACUAAAGGAAGCAUGAAAACUGCAAACAACAAUGAUUUGACUUACAUUUUCAAGAAGGAGUGGGAGGAAGUACAAACUUAUUUAUUCCCACCUCUUCUCCAUAAAUUAAUAGUCAAUUAUAUAGCUCCAUCAGCAUAAAGCUGUACAAUAAUUAAUUAUCCUAGACCUAUUCCAAUAUAUUAAAUUAGUUACCAAUAAUAUGUCUUACGGCAAGAUAUAAGACAAUUAUAAAAAUUCUACGUAUGGCGGAUAUCUCCAAAUUCAGCAACUCACACCAGAACAAUCUAGAUCGAUAAACCGCACUACAGGUAAGAGGACCUUUUUUUUUUAUUUUGGGGUGAACUGUCCCUUUAAUGGAACAGAGCCAUAUUUUGUGUUACUGGUUACACCUGUGCUUUUCUCUCCAUGACAGUAGGGUCAGAGUUGACAGUAGAAUCGGCAGCUGGUGCAGCGAGCACACACACAGCACUACAGUGACCUCCCUGCUUCAGCUCAAGUGUCAUUGAGAUCCAUUGUGACGCAACAGAUUGCAUUUUAACAAGACAGGGUAUCGACUUCUAAGUCUCACUGAUGUAAAUAGGAAACGUGACCAAAUAUAAACUUACCUUUACACUGAGUAGCUUCAGGCUGGGCGCAGCUGCUGCCUACAAGAGAAUCAGACAUCACAGUAGGUAACGUAACUUGCUGUCUGUGGUUUUGCUUCAUAUAAAUAGUUUUGCGAACGUGCGCAAAACUGAUAAACUCCAUAGUUAAAAUACUUUGGCAAAUGUCUUAAUACGUGUUAGAUUACAAACAGAACCUGACUGAAGUGAGGGGAAGAAACAUGUUGGACAAAGGAUUAAAAACCACAAUCUUUAACGGCAACAAUAUAUAUGCAGUUCUACAAAUGGAAGAAAUAUGCAUGUCUACUUUCUGGUAAUUUUUCACUGUUUACUUGAUAAAGAAAUGGAAAUCUAUGUUACUUGCAUCCUCGAGGUUAUGAAACGGCUCCGUCUGAGAUAUCCAAACCAAGUGAUGUUAUCUCACAGUAAAAAGCAUAAGCGAUUAGCAGAAGCCUUAGCUUGUAUGUAAGUAAAUUUAUUGCAUUGUAACCUUGUACUAAAGGGGCUACAUGUGUCUAUACUCUUUGAGUUUCAUUUGGAUGCUGGAUUUUUUUGCAUGACCAUACAGUUAAUAAACAUACAUUAAAAACUA